Messenger RNA from Olea europaea var. sylvestris, 1464 nucleotides. RefSeq names its product protein DMR6-LIKE OXYGENASE 1-like. Lineage: Eukaryota; Viridiplantae; Streptophyta; Magnoliopsida; Lamiales; Oleaceae. The transcript has 4 exons. The coding region runs from base 58 to 1149 and encodes 363 amino acids. The record is from RefSeq and is a predicted model, not a curated record.
UCAUUUGCACAAGUCCCUCCACACACACACAAUCAAGACAAAAUUACGGGCAGAAAAAUGGCAGCAAUGGCUACUGACCUUCCUCAGCAACCGGUAGCAACUUCCGUGGAACCAUCUAACAUGAAUUCUGGCGUUAAAGUACUGGCUGAAUCUACUGAUCUUAAGUCUAUUCCUUCUGAAUUUUCGUUUGUGAAUGAACCCACAGGCUCAAAUUCUGAUUCAAUCCCAAUCAUUGAUUUCUCCUUACUCACCUCUGGAAAUCCUGAUCAAAGGUCCAAAGUCAUUCAAGAACUUGGCAAAGCUUGUGAAGAAUGGGGCUUUUUUGUGCUGGUAAAUCACGGAAUACAGGAAACCUUAAUGAAGGCAACAAUAGACAGGUCUUUGGAGUUCUUCGAUUUGCCAGAGGAGGAGAAGCGAAAGUAUGAAUCGAAGCAUGUUUCAGAUCCCAUCAAGUAUGGCAGAGGCAGUGUCAUAACUACUUCAGACAAGAAGAUUUUCCUCUGGAGGGAUUUUAUAAAAUCCUAUGUCCAUCCUGAAUUUCAUUGUCCUGAUAAACCUCAAAAUUUUAGGGAGAUUAUAUUUGAGUACGCUGAAAGAAGCCGAUUUGUAGCAAGGACAUUACUCCAAGGGAUAUCUGAAAACCUGGGACUGGAAGAAGGAUUUAUCGAAGAAGCCCUAAAGUUGGACUCAAUGUUUCAACUAUUUGCUGCAAAUUAUUAUCCACCUUGUCCUCAGCCAGAUCAAGCGAUUGGGCUCCCACCACAUACAGAUCAUGGUCUUUUGACCUUUUUGAUACACAAUGAAGUGGCUGGACUACAAAUACAACAUAAUGGGAAGUGGUUUAAUACAAAUUCACCUCAGAAUUCCAUUCUAGUUAACACUGCCGAUCAGCUUGAGAUAUUCAGCAAUGGGAGAUACACGAGUGUGAAGCACAGAGCUGUUGUGAAUAACCAAUCAACAAGAAUUUCUGUUGUUAUACCCAAUGGUCCAGCCCCAGAUGCCAUUGUUGGCCCAGCUUCACCAUUAGUACAAAGAGAUGGGCGUCCACUGUAUCGGCCAUUGAAAUACAUAGACUAUGUAGAAACACAGCUCAGUAAUCCAGUCGAUGGCAAAGUGAACUUGGAUUAUGCGAAGAUCCAAGACAACUAGAAUUCUGUCCUCUUCUCUUCUCUUGUACCAGUAUUGGUGUUCCUAUAUAUACUGGAUGUUGAAGAUCUAUAUAUGUGAAAAAUAAUGUAAUGUAGGACAAGUAGUGUGUAGCACUCCUCUAAAUGAUAGUGAAGCUAGUCAUGUUGUCUAAUGAAUAAAAAUGCAUCUCAACAUCAUUGGAUAAUAUGACUGUGGUUUCACUACCGUUUAAAUUAGUGUUAAACAUCACUUGUGCUCAAUAGCAUUACUCUUAUGAAAGAUAGAAAAGAUUAUUGUGAGUUAUUAUAUUUUAUAUGAUCCAAUAAUGUCGACUGA